UCCUUCCUCGUUCAUAAAUUUCUUCCUUUUGUAUGUGAUUCGGGAUAUCAUUUCUUGGAAGAAUUCAGAUUGUUUAUAACAUAGGAGAUCUAGGGAAAUGAAGAACAGAAGAAGACAAUAUGAAUAUUCUUAAGACAAUUAUUAGUUUGGUUUCUAUUAUAUCCAUUAUAGUUGUUCUUCAGGUGAUCUUGUUUUAUGUUCAAAUUCAAAAUAGAUUUCUGUACUACCAAAAUGACCAGAACAAACACUACUCUAUCCGAUCCUUAACAGACACAAAGGACAUACAAAAGUCUACUCCAAGUCGUGCCCUAUAUCCAAGAUUUAAUUUAGAUGACAUAUACCCAAACUGGACAAAAAAGGCUUCACUGAUAAAGUCACAAGUAGAUACAAACAGACGAUAUUUGACUAUAGGUCUGGUGACGGCAAAGCGACCAAAGAACACUGUUUACCUCUACGAUACACUGAGCUCUCUCAUUACAAAUGCUAAUAGUGAAGACUUCAGAGAAAUCUAUAUCGUUAUAAUGCUUUCAGAUUUGGACCAAAAGUGGAGGACAAAUAUAACUUCAGCAAUCAUAAAUAAAUAUCCACAGGAAGUUAAAAAUGGAACUAUCAAAAUAAUUGGGAGCUUUGAUUGGAUGUAUCCAAAGUUACAGAAUCUCACACACCAUCGUAAAUGGCAUUCACAAUCAAAAUCCACGUGGAUAGCAAAACAAAAUAUAGAUUUCGUUCUAUUAUGGUUGUAUGUAUAUAAAACGAGGCUUUCAAAGUUUUAUUUGCAUCUUGAAGAUGACGUCAUAGCAGUUGAAGGAUACACCAAAGCUAUGAAAAAUUUCAUCAACCAACAGAAAGGGGAGUGGACGUGUUUAGAGUUUUCUGAACUUGGCAUGAUAGCUAAAUUAUAUCAUACACAUGACUUAGAAGCACUUGCUAAAAUGGUAGCUUUAUUUUACCAAGAACAACCUGCAGACUUUUCUUAUUUACAAUUUAAUCCACAGAUGCUUCAAUUUCGUCGUAUAAUAAGGAAACCGACGCUGUUUCAGCAUAUGGGGAUAACUUCCUCACAAUGGGGUUAUGUACAGUCACUCAAAGACCGAUUCUUUGUGGGAAAUGUUCAUAAAGAAAUAGGGGAUAAUCCAACCGCAAUAGUAUUGACAAAUUUAAAGUUUCUCCCAGAACAUUCACCUGAGCAUGUAUACAAUACCAGAUAUGGCUAUUUCUGGUCCAAAUCUAAGCCGAAGAAAGAUGAUUACUUUAGAAUUGUAUUCAACAAACCUCAAGCUAUUGAAAGAAUUGUUGUCAAUUCUGGGUUAGAUAUAUUUCCAGCAGACAAAGUGUACAACGCCGUAUUAGAAAUAAGCUCAAAGAAUAAUAACAGAAACGAUUGCAUAGACUACAAUAUAAUAGGAAAGUUUGUGAAUGGUAAAGUUGACGUUCAAAAUGUCCCUUUUCCAUUGAAUACAACCAAAAUACGUUGUAUUCAAAUAAGGUUUCAAAACUCACAAAACUUUUGGGCGAUCAUUCAAGAAAUAUCAAUUUUUCUAAGGCGCUGAGCGGUGUAAACGAAACUUGCAAAUUUUAUCAAAUUAUAAAAAGGAAUAAAAAAAAUUCUCUUAAAAUAUUAUGCUUUUUCUGAUUAUUUCUUUAAAAAUUAUAACAUAACUGAGAAUAUAGGAAAUAAGAGAAUAAGUUAUGCAGCUAUGUAUAAGGGUCUGGAUUGGAGGUCCUUAAAUUAUGUUAUAUUAAUUUUUAAGGGGGUUCGCGGGUAUAAAUCUUUUAUUUUUUUUAAACAUAGGAUUUUGCUAUAUUUUUCUAAAAAUGAACUUUAUCAUAUACUUAAUAGAAAAAUAAAAUAAAAAAAUGGGGUCACCGUUCAUUUAAGCUUACAAUCUGUCUUCGAAAGAAGCAUACAUGUUUGUACAGGUACUUUUUUUUCUGUUAAACUAAUAGGAGAAAUAGAGGUAAUAUUGAAAUAAAAAAAGAACUAAAUUACAGAAAUCGCUCAGAUUUUACAAUAGUUUAGUUUGAGUACAGCUUAUUUGAAAAACAUAAUAAAAAAUAUAAGUCACCGAUGAGUUAAAAAAGAUAUUUCAAUUUUAAUGCAAAAAAAUGGCAUUUUUGCACCAAAGGGAGAUAUUAAAAGUCAUCUUGGGCUAAAACAAAUUGAUUUUUUUGGUUGAUUUUUGUACCAUAUGAAAGAGUAACAACUAAUAAAGUAAUAAAUAAAAUUUGUAAUGAAAAAAAAAAUGUUUAAAUUUUUGCUGAAAUGUUUGUACCCUCGAGCCUCCUUGAGUCAAUUUUCUCUAUUCUUUAUAUUUUAACAGUCCGUUAUUCUCUAUACUUCAUUUUUUGCCUUUUUUUCUAUUCAUUAUUUUUUCCCCCCUUUUUUCUGUAAUAUUGGCCCAUUCUCUCUUCUGUUAACCUCAUCCAGACGCUCAUAUAUUCGAGCGCGUACAUCCAUCACGGGACUUUUCAUGCUAAACAAUACGACAUAAGAUAGGCGUCCUCAUUAAUAUACUUUUGGAAAAGGGAUAUUGCCAUGAAUAUCAUUAUCUGAAGGUUUGAAACUGCAUGUGUGCGAAUCCAAUAUCUAAUCCUAGCUGGAAGUUACCAGAUUAAAUUGAUUGUUUUGUGGAAAAUUAAAAUGUCGAGACAAAUAAACUCAAGAACAAUCCUGAACACCAUACACUAAAAAAAUGAAAGAUUAAGAAAUACGAACUUUUCACAGUUGCCUCUGCACUUGCAAUUUUCUUCAACUUGUGUUUCACAUUUGUGCUCAUCACGUGUAUAUCACACCGGUCAAACGUUUACAUUACAUGCAUUUUACACACAUUUUCUAGUGUUGUAAUCAAUGAAAACAAUUGUAUCGUUAGGUUUAGUGAUCCAACUAAACUCGGUGUCCUUGGAAAAGUUGUAACCAACUAAAUAGUAAUUAUAACCCUGUGGAAAUUAGAGACAAAUAUAAUAUAAUAUUCAUCAUACACGUUCUUUUUUAACAGACUAGACAUAAGCAUAACUAUUGUGGACUAUUGGUCACCUAUUUUUCGAAGAAUUUUUUGAAAAAAAAUUGUAACAUCAAUUUUAUUAUCAAUUACAUACAACAAAUAGUUUUUUUUCAAUUUAUGAUUAAAUUACUAAAGUUCAUAUUUUCGACACAUUUUUUCAUUGGAUUUUCAUUUUCAUUAAUUUGAAAUAUAUUGAUAUCCUGACAUAAGUAGCCGUGCUUGAUUUCGAAAAAAAAAGAGCAUUGAAAAUAGGAUUUUUUUGUAAUUGUGCUGAAAUUAUGUGUUAACUUCAAAUUUCCUGAAACUGGUAUAUUUGCUAAAAAUAUGAUAUUUGAAAAUAAGAAGACGUGCUGUGAUUGCUAAUCUAAUGAGGCAGCUCUCCACCACAGACCAAAUGACGUAGAAGUAAACAAUAAUAAAGUCUACGUACGCCAUUCAACAGUGAGCAAAACCCAUACCGCAACUUGGUUUUAUUUAAAAACCCUGUUCAGUGUGCAUUAGUGAAAAAUACAAAUUACAGUACAGCAGUGUUGUUUGAAUUCCAAUUAAAACUUUAUUGAAUAUAUGUAUAACAUACCAAAUUCUUUGAAAUUUGCCGUCCGUUCUUUAGCAGUUUUACUAGGUUCUUAGUAAAAUAAUGUUUAAAAUAUACAUAUUGUUUUUACAAAAUUACCUAGACGAUUAUAAAGAAUGUUUUG
Molecule: messenger RNA, 3700 nt
Organism: Mytilus californianus (California mussel)
Lineage: Eukaryota; Metazoa; Mollusca; Bivalvia; Mytilida; Mytilidae
Product: alpha-1,6-mannosyl-glycoprotein 4-beta-N-acetylglucosaminyltransferase-like
Exons: 5
Coding region: 120-1550 (476 amino acids)
Biological process (GO): protein N-linked glycosylation
Molecular function (GO): acetylglucosaminyltransferase activity
Source: RefSeq, a predicted model, not a curated record